GUGUGUGAGGAAGAUGACCAUGAACGAAAGUCACCAGAGGUUCCUCCAGGUGCUAAUGUCCCAUGGCAUAUUGGAAGGUUCUGUAGCAAGGACAUUACAUAAACAUUGCUGUAAUGUUCACAAAGUUCACUAUAUCCAUGACAAGCUAGAUGACUUUGUGUCUAUCAUCAACAAACAUUUGCAGCCUGUGUUCAUGCAAAUUAGGAAAGGAACUGAUGAAAAUGAUGGAAAACAUUACUACACUCUGGUUAACCUUGCAGAAAAUGAAGUGACUAAAAUGUCUUUAGAUUAUGCAGAAAAUGAGCUGGAGUUGUUUCGAAAAACGAUGGACCUAAUUGUUGACUCUGACAGCGGGUUUGCAUCCUCCACAAACAUCUUGAAUCUUGCUGAUCAGCUUCAAACCAAGAAAAUGAAGAAAAAGGAGAUUGAACAACUAUUGCAGGACUUUGUGCAAGAAAAGUGGCUGAUUGAGAAAGAAGGAGAGUACAGUCUUCACACUCGUUGCAUAAUGGAAAUGGAACAUUAUAUUCAGAAUACAUACCAAGAUAUGGUCAAAACAUGCAACAUUUGCCACAACAUUGCAAUUCAGGGACAAAUUUGUGAAAAUUGUGGUAUCAAGAUUCACUUGACAUGCGUGGAAAAGUAUUUCAGAGGGCAGCCAGGGCCAAGAUGCCCGCAGUGCACGGAGCCAUGGAUGCAAGAAAUUCCAAACCAAUCCUUCAUCGCAGAGGCAGCUUAUCUAAAGGGCUGCUUCACACCAGCCCUGUUGGGCAGCCUUGCCCAACUCAGUCCCAAUGCAAAGAGAAGGAGAGCUUUGUGGCUCAAAACUUGGGCAGGAGAUGCAUCCUCUAAGGCAAAGUUAUGCGGGCUCCCGUUUAAAGGGGACUUGCUGUUUGGCCAGGAGUUGGAGGCAGUGUUGGAUAGAUCCGAGGACAAGAAGAAAGGUUUCCCCUUGCCACCCAAGCAGAAGGGGAAACAGUUUUUUCGUGGUCAAAGGGGUCAAAACUUCCGUAAAGAGAAGAGGGGACUUUAUGGGAAGAAGCAAGACCAGUCGAAAGGGUGGGCGUUUAAAAAGGGGAAGUCAAAGAGUAAUUUCCUCUUUAACCCACCUCAGCAGCCCAACAAAUCCCAAUGA
This is a messenger RNA of Nanorana parkeri, 1135 nucleotides long. It is a transcript of the gene NSMCE1, whose product is annotated as NSE1 homolog, SMC5-SMC6 complex component. The record is from RefSeq and is a predicted model, not a curated record. Gene Ontology annotation, cellular component: Smc5-Smc6 complex; nucleus. The transcript has 9 exons. Gene Ontology annotation, biological process: double-strand break repair via homologous recombination; DNA damage tolerance. NCBI's taxonomy places the organism in Eukaryota, Metazoa, Chordata, Amphibia, Anura, Dicroglossidae. Gene Ontology annotation, molecular function: ubiquitin-protein transferase activity. Bases 14 to 1135 code for a protein of 373 amino acids.